GAGAAGGCCAGCAAAGCGACCAGGAGCAGACGUGCUGCAAGCAGUUUAGUACGUUUCGUCAACUUCGUGAUUGUGACGCUGUUUAUCUCGUAACAACGCUUCGAAGAUUGUCUUUGUGCUUAAUUACCGCACUUAAGCUCACCGCAUUGGGUGUCACAGCGUCUGAACCCGUCGAAGUGCAUAAAGUGCGCGCCGUCCACGACAGUUAGCGUCCACUUCGUGAGCGCAAUGGCAAAUGAAAGUUCCGAUUCAGAACGUGACGACGCCGUUUACUUGGCGAAGGAACUGCCCGUGGUCGAUCCCGAUAUUCUCCAAGAUGUGCUUUGCAUCCUUGCCAAACAAAACGACGAAACCGUUCGCGAACCGGAAGAUUAUUUGGACUACCUGUCUCCGAGCAGCACCGUAGAGCUGUUGUUCACUUGCAUCGAACUCAAGCUGCCCAUCUGCGUCCAGGUGACUGCUCUGGAGUACCUGGACAGGUUCCUAGUGCAACACGUUCGCGACCUCCGCGAGCAACUGGGCGCUGGCUCCCCCGCCUGCGCCAACGUGUCGUGGGACAGCGUGAUGGGCAGGAUGCGAGAGCAGGUGAUGCUGCGCAUGCUCUCCUGCAUACAGAUCGCCAGCAAAAUGUUCUCCAGCGUCAGGGGCCUGACCAGCGUGGAUGUUCGUGACGCGCUAAAGGCAGCUGGUAGCUCAUACGGCUGCCACAGCGUGGUCCAGUCCGAAUUCCGAGUGUUGAAGACCCUGCAGUAUCGCCUCCAGAUCCCAACUCCGCUCGUGUACGCCGAAGUGCUGCUGGAAGUCAUAGGCCACAACGAGCCGAGCUUCGAGCCGAAGGAGCUGUACUCGAUGAUGCUGCGCGUGCUACAGGGAUUCUACCUGGUCCGCCAGGAGGUUCACGAGCGUGCCAUGGCGCACCUAGAUAUGGACCGCGAAGCCAACGAAAAAGAGCAGAACAGGAUGUUCCGUGCCUUCAAGGCGGACCGGCUGUUGAUAGCGUCCUCGGUCAUCGCCUGCGCCGUCAAGAUCAAGCUUCCGCGGAGAUACACCGAGUUCCUUGGCCACCUGCAAGACGCCACCCGGCUCUCGGGAAAGGAGGUGCACCACUUCAGCUCCGUCAUCAUGACUGUGCUCUUCAAGGAAGAUCCGCUUGCGGAAUGAACAUGACGCGGGAUCGUCCGACCAUCCACCGUCAAACUUGUCAUAUAUUCUAGUCAUUUUGCUUCAAGGUUCUCCUGCUUUCAGUCAUACAUACCAUGACAAGUUCGCUAGGUUCCUCCCAACGACGGAACGGUGCAAAGUUUAAGAGUUACCGUAAACAAGAAAAUAAAUUAUUUUUGUUGGUCA
Messenger RNA from Rhipicephalus sanguineus (brown dog tick), 1347 nucleotides. Its product is annotated as cyclin N-terminal domain-containing protein 1-like. Gene Ontology annotation, biological process: reciprocal meiotic recombination. Gene Ontology annotation, cellular component: site of double-strand break. The record is from RefSeq and is a predicted model, not a curated record. NCBI's taxonomy places the organism in Eukaryota, Metazoa, Arthropoda, Arachnida, Ixodida, Ixodidae.